AUGGCAGUUCUGUCACAUCCGAUCGCGUCUAUCAAGCGCUCGGCUACCGGGAUUUUACAGACGAUAUUUACCCUCGCCGUCAUCACCAUCUUCGUCGUCUGCUUUCUAGUAGAGGACGAAGCGAUUGUUCUUCCGCAAUGGGCCAAAGCAUGGAACGGCGUUCCGUCUGAUACCCGAGAAGUCUACGCCGCUGUUUUGAUUCCCGUGGUAAUCAUCUUGGCCGUUCUCUUCUUUUUGGCCGGCUUUGCUCUCAUGAUGAGAGAGCGGAGGGAGAACAGGACGAGUCUGGGAUCUGCGGUUUAG
Messenger RNA from Annulohypoxylon maeteangense, 303 nucleotides. RefSeq lists its product as uncharacterized. The record is from RefSeq and is a predicted model, not a curated record. NCBI's taxonomy places the organism in Eukaryota, Fungi, Ascomycota, Sordariomycetes, Xylariales, Hypoxylaceae. The transcript has a single exon. Bases 1 to 303 code for a protein of 100 amino acids.